This is a messenger RNA of Lotus japonicus, 1066 nucleotides long. Its product is annotated as probable 6-phosphogluconolactonase 4, chloroplastic. Gene Ontology annotation, molecular function: 6-phosphogluconolactonase activity. The transcript is spliced from 3 exons. Gene Ontology annotation, biological process: carbohydrate metabolic process; pentose-phosphate shunt. NCBI's taxonomy places the organism in Eukaryota, Viridiplantae, Streptophyta, Magnoliopsida, Fabales, Fabaceae. The record is from RefSeq and is a predicted model, not a curated record. Bases 16 to 951 code for a protein of 311 amino acids.
ACCCUGUGGGUCAUCAUGGCUCACACUCACUCUUCCUUGUUGCUCUCCAACACUCCGCGAAUCCAAUUCGCACCACCGUCCCUGUCAAUCCCAACCCUGAAUCCACCCUCCUCUCGAUUCUCCACCUCUCACCCCUUCAGAUUCAUAGGCCUCACUUCCAAACCCAGCAUCAACAAGCUCGUUUGCCAAGCUCAGAAAGCUUCAAUGGCGGCAGCGGUUGAGGUUUUCGAGAAGGAGGAGCUCGCGACGUCUCUGGCCAAAUACGUCGCCGAUCUUUCCAAUAAGUUCACUGCUGAAAGAGGGGCUUUCACUGUUUGUUUGUCUGGUGGGUCUUUGAUCAGCUAUCUCAGGAAAUUGCUUGAGGCUCCUUAUGUUGAUUCUCUUGAAUGGUCUAAAUGGCAUGUGUUUUGGUUGGAUGAGAGGGUUGCGCCUAAGACUCAUGAAGAUAGUAACUACAAGCUUGCUUUUGAUGGGUUUCUCUCCAAGGUUCCGAUUCCACCCGGUAAUGUUUAUGCAAUUAAUGAUGCCCUGUCAGCUGAGGGAGCAGCUGAUGAUUAUGAGACAUGUCUCAGACACUUGGUCAAGAGCAAUGUGAUAACUUCAUCAGUCAGCGGAUUUCCGAAAUUUGAUCUCAUGCUGCUGGGCAUGGGCCCUGAUGGGCACGUUGCUUCUUUGUUCCCAGGGCAUCCUCUUGUGGAGGAGAAUAAAAGAUGGGUUGCCUUCAUCAAGGACUCGCCAAAACCACCACCAGAGAGAAUAACUUUUACCUUUCCGGUGAUCAAUUCCUCUGCUUAUGCUGCACUUGUGGUGGCUGGUUCUGGUAAAGCAGAUGCAGUUCACUCUGUACUGCGUGGCGGAUCGCAAAACUCUAAUAAGCUUCCUGCUGCAUUGGUUUCACCUGAAGGGGAGUUGAAAUGGUUCUUGGACAAAGGUGAAGCCUCCAAGCUGUAGAUCCUCCAUGUAAGGUGGUUAAUCUAUAUGUUGUGCUAGUGUAUUUUUACCUUUACAAUAUUGAGUUUUGUAUGAGAACACAUAUCUAGUGCUGGAUCUCCUUAUCUCAGUGAUA